AGGCAAAGGCGACUUUUUAUUAGCCAUCAAAGAGAUCAGGUGCCAAGUUUCGCAUGUGCCAACGACAAGAACGAGGCAAAACCGAUUCAAGAGCCCCCACAUAUCACAUCGAUAUACUGCAAUAUUAUGGUGCCGACGGAGAAGAAGGUUUAUGAGGAUACAACACAACCGUUGCCUAAACGAACAUGUGGCUACUACAAUCGCAAGGAUAAAAGCGAUUUGGGCGUCGACUUUGUGGCACCCGAUGGCGGAUGGGCGUGGCUGGUGUGCGUUGCCGCCGGCGUAUCCAAUCUUUCACUGUAUCCUUGCCUGCAACAAUUUGGUUUCAUGUUCCGAGAACGUCUCAAUUACCUGGGCAUGAGCAGCUCCCAGGUUACGGCGAUUAUCAACACGAAUCCCGCUGUCUCGGCGUGCACGGGUCUCCUAAAUGGCCCCAUGUUUCGACGCUUCACCUUUCGCCAGGUGGCCAUGGUCGGAGCGCUGCUCUGCUUCACCGGCAUCACGCUGACCGCCUUCUGCGAGACCUUUGCCGGCUACAUCUUCGCCUAUGCGGGACUCUACGGGUUCGGCAUGGGCAUCAGCGUGUCGGCCUCAUCUUUGGCCAUCAACACGUAUUUCCAGCAGAAGCGACGACGUGCCGCAGGCUUCUCGUGGACCAUCACAGGUCUGGGUCCCAUCUUUCUGCCGUAUCUGGUCACCUUUCUGAUAAGUGUCUACGAUGUACAGGGCACGGUGCUGCUCUUUGCCGCCAUCUCAUUGCACGCCUUUGUCAGUGCUCUGAUAUACCAACCUGUGCGAUAUCACACAUCAGGAGUUGCCCCAAAAGGUACAGCAACGACAGAUGCAACGCUGAUGAUGCUGGAGCAGCAACCGGAGGUGUUGUGUCCACAUUGUACACUGCAGCGUAAGCGGGAACCAGGCGGCAUCUUCUCCAGCCAAUAUCUCUGCCAGGACGACGAUGCUCAGCGGCCGGGCUACGAGAUCAUUGAGCCGGGCACACCGAUGUUGUCGCGAGCCAACGAUGGCUGGUAUGGCUCCAAGUUGUCGCUGAGCUCGGGACGUCUACGCUUUCGCACCAUCUCCAGCUCGAAGGAUCUGGAGUUGACGCAGCGCCUGCAUUCGCCGAUUAGCGAGGAUCAGCAGCCAGAGGAAGAGGACUUUCUGCGACCGAAUAACUUUCGACGAGAACGCGAUGAGUCCAACCUUGAGUCGAAGCUAUGCUGCACUUGCUCUGAGCAGCGAGCACUCUAUGCUCGCCUUCAAGCGGAGCCAGAACCAGAAUCGGAGCCCAAUAACAAUGUGGAACAAACUGAUCAAGCUGAUCAAAUGAGUUUCUUCCAGAAGGUGAUCACGUUCUUCGAUCUGGAUUUGCUGCGUGACAUCACGUUUGUGAAUUUGGUCGCCGGCUUAACGAUCAUAAAUUUUGGUGAACUGAAUUUCUCCAUUUUGACGCCCUUCAUUCUCACGGACUUUGGCUUCGACACAUCCCAGAUUACGGUGGCCAUGUCCCUGAUGGCCGGCAUGGACAUCAUUAUGCGUUUCCUUGUGCCAUUUCUCACCGAGAAAAUACCCUGGGACAAUCGAGUGUUCUUUCUGAUCGGCGUCGUGGGCAUCGCCAUCGGACGCACCAUUGUUGCCAGCACAAGAUCGUAUGGCGUCAUUCUUAGUUGCUUUGUGUGGAUCGGUCUCUGCAAGGGAGUGCGCACCAUUUUCUGGCCUCUUAUCAUACCCGGCUAUGUGCCAUUGAACCGUCUUCCUGGCGCCUCUGGCCUCCAGCUGCUCAUCUCAGGGCUGUUCACACUCCUGGGUGGCCCCUUUGUAGGUCUUGUGAGAGAUUGCUACAAUUAUUCGGUGGCGUUGCAUUGUCUGGAUGCCAUGACAUUUAUGGCAGCUGGCGCGUGGGCUCUGGAAGCGCUCUUGCAUCGUCGCAGGCGCAAAAUGGUCAGCUGAUUUUGUGAUCCCUAGAAUUUCAGCUCUAUCAUCUUUUUUUUUGUAGACCUAAGUUACGUAAAAUAAUUAAUAUACACACAUAAUGUACAUAUAGCCAUGAAGUACAAGUACAUAAGCCACGUUCCAUUCACAAGUUUUUUUUUAAGCACUAACGAAGAAUAUAUAUAUACAGGCGG
This is a messenger RNA of Drosophila albomicans, 2126 nucleotides long. RefSeq lists its product as uncharacterized. Gene Ontology annotation, biological process: transmembrane transport; monocarboxylic acid transport. The transcript is spliced from 5 exons. Gene Ontology annotation, molecular function: monocarboxylic acid transmembrane transporter activity. The record is from RefSeq and is a predicted model, not a curated record. NCBI's taxonomy places the organism in Eukaryota, Metazoa, Arthropoda, Insecta, Diptera, Drosophilidae. The coding region runs from base 127 to 1950 and encodes 607 amino acids.